Messenger RNA from Anopheles arabiensis, 2859 nucleotides. RefSeq lists its product as uncharacterized. The transcript is spliced from 11 exons. NCBI's taxonomy places the organism in Eukaryota, Metazoa, Arthropoda, Insecta, Diptera, Culicidae. Bases 32 to 2692 code for a protein of 886 amino acids. The record is from RefSeq and is a predicted model, not a curated record. Gene Ontology annotation, molecular function: serine-type endopeptidase activity. Gene Ontology annotation, biological process: proteolysis.
CGAAGGUCAUUUCUCUUAGUGAUCUGUUGGAAUGAAGAGCAUACUCUACGUUCUGCGACUGGUUACGUUUGUUUGCGUGUUAUGCGCUUGCGAUGUUUCCUGCGAAUAUUUUAUGCCAUAUGAGAGAACAUCUAUCGACGAUUGCAAUUUACGAUAUACCCUUCCACCUUCAUCUAAAUCUUCUGCUACGGCAAUUGGAAGACCCAGUAAACCCGGAGAAUUUUCUGCAAUUGCAGCUAUUGGCUGGACAACACAAGGUGGUACAGUCAACUGGAACUGUGGAGGAUCGUUGAUAUGGGCAAAUUUCAUUCUCACAGCAGCACACUGUACUAAAGAUCGAGACACUUUACUUCCACCAGAUGUAAUUCGAAUAGGCGAUUUGAAUCUCUAUGACGAUCGAGAGGAUGCAUUAGUGCAGGAACGAACAAUUAUACGCGUAAUACGUCAUCCGCUCUACAAUACUUCUUCGGUUUUCUAUGACAUUGCACUGUUGAUGCUGAAUGAAAAAGUCAAUAUAUAUUUUGAAGUUAUGCCAACGUGUUUGUGGUUGGACGACAAUAUACCGUUCUCAAAGGUCGAGGCUGCUGGAUGGGGUACUAGCGGGUUUGGAUAUGGUAAAACAAAUAUUCUCAUAAAAGCAGAGCUGAAGCUAAUGGCAAACAAAGAUUGUGAGCCAUAUUAUAGUCAAGUUGCUUCAGUAAAAAAUGGUCUGAUGGAUCACCAGCUCUGUGCCUGGGAUAAAGUAAUGGACACAUGCCCGGGAGAUUCCGGAGGACCGCUACAGCACAAACUAAUCUUUGGAGACUAUAAAGUUCCGUUUCUGGUCGGUGUAACAUCGUUUGGUCUGUCGUGUGGAAAUUCUCAACCAGGUGUGUACGUAAAGGUGUCCAAGUUUGGAAGUUGGAUUGUUGAAACGCUACAACAACAUGGUGAACGAGUGACGGCCGCCAUGUUUGAGCCACUGGUUUGUGCUGGUAGGUACUUCUAUCAUCGUGAAAGAUAUGGACCAUCUAUAUUUGACAUACGGCCUCACAAUGUGCAACUCAUAUGGCCGAAACAGCCAUCUCCCGAAAGAUGUUCUGGUCUGCUUACUGAGCCCGAUGCCGUCCUUACGACGGCUCAAUGCGUCACAUUAUAUGGAACUGCUCCUACCUAUGUGAAAUUACACGGAUCGGAGGUGAUCGGUAUCGAGGAAAUUGUUGUGCAUGAAAACUACACAGGCAAUCUUUUGUACAAUAAUAUUGCCAUUUUAAAACUUAACAGGUCUUCCCUGCAUCGUCCGGAUUGUAUAGAAUACGAUAUGCAUCCAUUGGAUGCAAAUGAAUUAAUUACAACUGGAAUCCUUCCAAAAAUAACAUACGCCAAGGACGAAAAACAACCGACUGACAUCCGUUAUGAGCCGGUUGAAAUCAAUGUAUCAUUAUACGAAAACAUGAAAUGCAAUCUAUCUAGCGAAUUUCAAAACGAGCAUUAUUGUUUCGGCGUAGACGAGUUUAUUGUACCGGGAUCAUGUGAUCUUUUACUGGGUGGACCAAUUGGAGCUACAGGAUUAAAAGGAAUGAAUAUUUUCGGGAAUGAUUGUGGAUUUGGAAAACCGGCAGUAGCGUUGAAUUUUGUAUCCCACAAGUCAUGGCUCGAGUCAGUUAUUCUACCAACGAAGAGUCUGCGAGAUAAACCUGCAAAUGCUGAUGUGUUGUCGUACCACGAUGAAGAUCUGGAACACGGAUCUCAAUGUAGCUAUUCCAACGAGGUGAACGGUACAUGUGUGCAUAUUGGCAACUGCUCCUCAAUAAUUGAUAUAGAAUACGCCCAGAAAAGAGUUAUAUUCUGCAAAAGUAGCUCUGUUGUCUGCUGCCCAACCAAUCUGUUGAAAAUGCAGCCAAGUGCAAUAGAGGUCGAAUUUAGCGAGUGUGAAUCACGAUACAAAAGCCUCAGCAAGUUACGGAUGGAAAAAAUAGCAACUGAUAGGUCGCUUCAAUAUUCACACACGGUUGCGAUAGGUUGGGAAACCGAAACCGAUAUGAAAUUCGAGUGCUACGGAUAUCUCAUCAGUACUCGCGGAGUGGUUACGGCUGCUUCUUGUUUGCGGCUUCGAUCUAGCAAUCCCACAAUCGUACGUCUUGGAGAACAGGGAUGGACUAAUAGCCACCUCAUAUUUAGACUGAUCGAAGCUACAACCGUGCAUCCGAAGUACAACGAAACGACUGGAGAGCAUGAUAUCGCUGUGAUAAAGCUAAAGGAAGCUAUCCAUCCUUUCGUCCAUCUGUUUCCAGUGUGUUUGUGGCAGAAUACAACCCACUCUCCAGUACAUCAAGGCAUUAUGCAUAGCGCCUCUGGUGUGAUUAUCCCCAUUCAUCCGAUGUACAAUUCGGACUGUGAAAAGCGUUUGAAUCGUUCGUUUACAAUCCCUGGAAUGGGUUGUAUGCAUACGGAGCAUGAAACGUUUAUAGCAUACAUUAAUCAAGAAUGCUUAAAAAUGCAAAAGUAUACCAAUCUUGAUCGUAACACUUACGGACGCUUCAAAGCGGGAAAUCCUAUAAUAUGGCGAGAAUAUAACAAAACUGGAGAUGCGAGCUUUACUGAGUUUCUGGUCAACAUCUACAGCUAUGGAGACUGUGUUGAUGGAUUUCCAUUACACAUUGUGCAUCAUGUUGCAUUCUACGUGGAGUGGUUCGCGAAAGUGUUGCAAUAAAGUAGAGUAUAAAUCAUUCUAACUUGUUAACUUACACGGUGUUAUUUAUCUGUCUGAUCUAAAAACUCAAUCAGCUGUAAUGAAUUGUAAUUUUCUUACACCUUUUUUUAUAUUUAUUCAAGCUAAACGUAUCCAUCAAAGAAGUAUCGUAAAUACAUCACUAUCAU